Penicillium lagena is the source of this 1884-nucleotide messenger RNA. RefSeq lists its product as uncharacterized. The coding region runs from base 1 to 1884 and encodes 627 amino acids. The record is from RefSeq and is a predicted model, not a curated record. Lineage: Eukaryota; Fungi; Ascomycota; Eurotiomycetes; Eurotiales; Aspergillaceae. The transcript is spliced from 3 exons.
AUGGGGCCUCUUGCGGUUUUGAUAUAUUUCGCGUUUUUUUCUCAAGUCUUCGGAUUCGCGAUAGAAAAACGUGUAUCAGGGAAGCUACUACCUAAUAAUGGGAUUGAUAAGUAUGACGAUCCUAGUACCUGGCAAAUCAAGUACGAAAAAAACAAGAUCAACGGUUACUACUUCCAGGGAGACUCGAUCUUUGAUCUACCUGAAACAGUAGGUAUGAUCUAUCAAGAUUUUCCCAUGGAAAGCGUCAACGCCAGAGUGAGAAUGGCAAAGGACAAAGUUACAGAGAGAAUGGUUGUCUAUGUGUUUGCCGAAAAAGCUAUUCUUGUGCUCGGGAUCCCACUAAGCAGUGUGGUGACUAUGGCGAAAAAGAAUUGGUCAGCUCUCAAGAUGGCUCAAUCACUAUGGCGCCAAGAUGUUGAGAUAACAAAGCGCUAUUCCAAGGGUGGACAAAUCGAGACCAGAGGGAAGAUUUCGCCCUUGAAGGAUAUUCUAGCAGAGCUGCAGGCAAGUGGCGGCAACAUUAUGGGCGCAGGCGUUGUGGGCCUAAGUCCAGGGUACCAACGGCCAUUAAGGUUCCUUCCGGCAUUCGACGCUCUUGGGAUUGUUUUAUACGAAACCUUAGGAAUCCCCGUGAGACCAUGGGAAUCAUCCAUAAAAUCAUACGACAAACGGGCUUUUUUGACUUGGGUGAGUGAGGGAACAAAACCAACUCUGGAGAUAUCCAUUGGAAAAGAGGUGGUUAUGAUAUGGAAAAAAGGACUUGAGCCAUAUUAUGCUCCAAGUGCGGAGGCUAUCUCAAAAUGGGGCAUUGACAUCGCUAGCUUCAGUGAUAAGGAUGCUUUCGAAGAUGAUUGCGACACGAAUGAGAACAGCGCCUCAGCCAAUCCCUCCGUACAGGAGAUCUUCCAAAUCAAGUCAGGAAGGACUAAUGGAGGGUGUGAUGCAAAUCGUCAAAAAGCGAUCGCUGCUUGGCUAAAUGAAUCGAAGGAAAUGGCCAAGGCCGGUCUCCAGGCAUUCUUGGAUGCUAGCGACGGAAAUAAAAUCGCAAUGGCCACCCUUGAACAGUUCCUAGGGAUUACUACAGAAACAUCUGCGAAUGAAAGAGAGAUAACAAGAAAGAAACUUGAGCAAGUAUCUCAAUUCUUCCAUGGAAGCCUAAACCUCGGUAGCGGCACACCGUGGUUAUUCUGCGGUAGCUCCUGGCUAGAGCAGAAAACAUGGGAUGAUGAUUCUCUAGAUUAUGACGGCGAUGUCAAAAUGUCUAAUGGUCGACCAAUGAAGCUUAAAGACGACCUUUCCUACUCCAAAUAUUUACGGACUUUCACGGCUACUGAGCAAAUACCAACCGACCUGGUGCCAUACUGGUCAAGCACUCUUAAGCAAUAUGCUUUCCAGAAGAACUAUAAUAAUCAGGGGUACUGUGGCUUCACUGGGAGCCAAGGGGGCACCUAUUUAGACACAAGACCAUCCGUGAUGGAUCUGUGCCCUAUAGCCUUUUCUGACACCGAGAGGUCACAGAAAUUGGGUGGCCGUGGUGCCGCCUCUGUUUCGCUUGAAAAAGUCUUACCGCGAAGUGGCGUCCUUUUCCAUGAGGUCUUCCAUCUAGUCCACGCCUGGGACAGUCCUGAUGCAAGCUACAAUAUUGACACCAUUAUUACGGCGUUAGAUUCUUCCGAAAACGUCCCGAAAAGCACCAACUUAGACCAUCCUGAUGACAUUAAGAACUAUGAUCAAAAUGACGGCGAACUUACCAACCUUGAACUUGUACGGCAGAAUCCCGAGACUUGGGUGUUCUUCUGUGUUUCUUACUGGUACACUUUGAACAAAAAAAUUUACUUCCCCUUUGAGGGAGGGAAUAAUGGGAAGGGGCGGUCGACGGAGUAG